UACCAACACACACAUACACACACUGGUUACAUUACACUGUGGAAGCAGUGCGGGGAGCAGUGGGAAGUCGGUUCCACGGCGUGUGUGUUUUGUUUUUUCCUCCUCCUCCUCUCUUACCUUCUUUUUCCUGAUUGUUUUAUGACUUUUGCUUUUAUCCCUCCCGCGCUGAGGAUGUAUCCUGACGCAUGAACGCGGCGUCGCUUGUUGUCGCGUCUUAAGUGUUAGAAACUGUGUUGCACAUCCAUCAGUUACCUGACGGUGUUCUGCUUGUGUUAGGGUUUUUUUGACACUUUCAAGGAGCUUCUUCUUUCACUGGACCACCGAGGAAAUAAUAUUCUCACUUUUAUAAAUGCACUUUUUUUUUUACUGGACCAUACCCGUCGUCGGUUGUGUGUGUGUGUGUGUGUGUGUGUGAGUGUGUGUUGAAAAACUAGUGAUGAGAUUUUAACUCGUUGUUUGUCUUCCUUUUUUUUAUUUUUCCCUCAUGACAUUGAGGCGUGCACCGGACUCUCAUUGUGAGACUUUACAUGUCAAGUUGUCGGCUCUGAGUUUCAGGUCUUUUUUAGUUGAAACACUCGUGGUGUGAAAAGGGGACACGGACAGCAGACACACUCCUGUUGCUUCAGUGAAAACACACCGGCAGCGUGUGUGCACGCCGCUUCCAUCUCCGAGUGACUCACGGUCGACGCUCCGGUUCUUAAAAGCAGGGGGGACGUUUACUCACUCGGUUUCGGGGGGGAUUUUUAGUGGGAGUUUUCCCCCUCCUGAUAGUUUCGGACAGUGCUGGCCUGUGUGUGUGUGUGUGUGUGUUGUCUUCCGCUUUUACUGAACAGUUUAAAAAACCAAAUUUAAAAAAAUGCCACAGUUAUCAGGCGGCGGCGGCGGAGACCCGGAGCUGUGCGCCACAGACGAAAUGAUCCCGUUCAAAGACGAAGGAGACCCGCAUAAAGAGCAGAUCUUCGCCGAGCUCAGCCACUCGGAGGAAGAGGGAGACCUGGCAGACAUCAAGUCAUCUCUGGUCAACGAGUCAGAGAGCAGCCCCAACAGCAACAGCCACGAUGCAGCUAGACAGUCCCAAAUACCGCAAGAUUCAUAUCAUGAAAAACACAGAGACCAUCCGGAUGAUGGAAAACUCCAGGACCUGUACAGUAAAGGCCAUCCGUACCCGGGCUACCCAGGCUACAUCAUGAUGAACAACAUGAACAACGACUCCUACAUGAACAAUGGCUCCCUCUCGCCGCCCAUGCCCAGAACGUCCAACAAAGUCCCCGUGGUGCAGCCGUCCCAUGCAGUCCACCCACUCACCCCGCUGAUCACGUACAGUGACGAGCACUUCGCCCCAGGAUCCCAUUCUGGUCUUCACCCCCAGGACGUCAACAACAAACAAGGAAUGCCAAGGCAUCACUCUGGACCAGACAUGCCCAACUUCUACUCCCUGUCUCCUGGAGGAGUCGGACAGAUCACGCCACCGCUGGGAUGGUUCUCACACCACAUGGUGCCCGGACCCCCAGGUCCCCACGCCACAGGGAUCCCCCACCCGGCCAUCGUCAACCCACAGGUCAAACACGAGCCUCCGCAUGAAACAGACAUCAUGCACAUGAAACCCCAGCACGAACAGAGAAAGGAGCAGGAGCCCAAAAGACCGCACAUCAAGAAGCCGCUAAACGCCUUCAUGCUCUACAUGAAAGAAAUGCGUGCAAAUGUGGUCGCCGAGUGCACGCUGAAGGAGAGCGCUGCCAUCAAUCAGAUCCUGGGACGAAGGUGGCAUGCUUUAUCUCGGGAAGAGCAAGCUAAGUAUUAUGAGUUAGCCCGCAAGGAACGGCAGCUCCACAUGCAGCUCUACCCAGGCUGGUCCGCUCGAGACAAUUAUGGAAAGAAGAAGAAGCGGAAGAGGGAGAAGAUGCAGGAAUCAGCCCCAGGUACAGGCCAGAGAAUGAAAACGGCGUACAUCUGAGAAUAUGGAGGAAAACGGAACAAUUUCUCCACAUGCAAAGCGAAGGCAGCAGCUACGGGCCCUCUGCUAGAGAUGGAGGCCUGUUAGAUUCCAUGAAGACCCUUAAAUCUCCAAACUGAAGCCUCCAGUUCUCAGAGGACCCCACCUCCCCUUCCUCCCAACCCUCCCAGCCCCACCUAACCCCUACUCCCCUUUCCUCCAACACAGUCACAUGCCACCACCACCACCACCACCACCACCACCACCAAAAACACUUCACUGUCUGACUCUACUCCCGUCCUGAAGGCGCCUGCUGUAGAGACACUGAACUGAACUGAACAAGACAAUCAUGAUUAGUAGGAGCACCCUCACGCAACCACGUUUUCUCACCGAAAUCAAUUUGACGUCUGUGUUUUGUCAGUUUCCUUUUACAAUCAGCUUUACCGCAAUCCCAAGGCACUGCACUGAAAAACAGCAGCAAUUUUGAUGUGCGCACAAACGUCUCCACCGCACCGCCCCAAACACCUGUUUCCAAGUUACUGUAAGUUAUUUGUCACCUCGGUUCCUUUUGUAUAGUUCAUUAGGCCGACAUUCACUCCCCCAACACCUUCCUUCCUCCCCCUCCAUUCUCUUUCUCUCCCUGGAUAUUUGAGACCAUUUGGGGUUUCGCCCGACCGACCAAACACCUCUUUUUAGACUGCACUAAGGAAGCCGGAGGGAUCUCAUCUUGUCUACGAAACGUCCUCAAGACGCCAUUUUAGUUUGUCGCUGACCAGUUGGUGCAAAAAAGGAUCAACACUUUGAUUUGCUUUUCAUUUUAGACUGAAUUUUAUUUUGAAUGCUUUCUUUGUAUCUUGAACCCUUGUUUCAAUUUCUCGGUGUAUAUUUUAGUGACUUUUUUUUUUUUUUAAAUAUUGUUUUUUUUUAUAUAGUGGUAUAUAUGAAAAUAAGCUUUGGACACAGGAAAGCCAUUUUUCUUGUUGAAGCGUCUUGCAGAAAAUUGAAACUUUAAGGCUUCUUUUGAUAACUAUUUGUAACAAAUAGUGACCUCGAGUCUUGCUCAGAUGUAAAAUAAUGCUCAGUAUGUGUACUUUUUAAAACUGUCAGGAUAUGUCAAUUUUCUUGGUAUUUUUGCAGGCAACAUUAGGACAAAGGCGAGAGUGAUAGCUCAGAGGCCUAUAUUUUAUUGUUCUAAAACAUGACAAAUGAAGCAGAUAUAUAUAUUUACCCCAGCACUUGGCAGUCUUUCUUUUAUUGCAAUGGACCUUUGUCUUUUCUCUCUGGUAGCUAAUAGUGUGGUCUUUAGCCAUGUUGUUUAUUCCAUGCAAGCAUCUCUGUAACAUUUUGAUUUUAAUGCUCUAUUUUAGUAUUACUUGAUGAAUUCCUUUUUUUAUUAUCAUAUUUUGGGUCACUGUCAUCUUGGUAUAGCAUUUUGCUUCCCAAGUGGUCAUAUUUGAACUGUUUCAACAUGUUUUUUUUUUGUAAGAAAAAUAAAAAGGCACCAUUGGCUCAUUUGAUCACUUGUUUGGUGGAAAGACCAGAGCUGGAAGUGCCAGAUGUAGCA
Molecule: messenger RNA, 3497 nt
Organism: Epinephelus moara (kelp grouper)
Lineage: Eukaryota; Metazoa; Chordata; Actinopteri; Perciformes; Serranidae
Gene: lef1
Product: lymphoid enhancer-binding factor 1
Exons: 11
Coding region: 857-1954 (365 amino acids)
Biological process (GO): regulation of transcription by RNA polymerase II; canonical Wnt signaling pathway
Cellular component (GO): beta-catenin-TCF complex
Molecular function (GO): DNA-binding transcription factor activity, RNA polymerase II-specific; RNA polymerase II cis-regulatory region sequence-specific DNA binding
Source: RefSeq, a predicted model, not a curated record